Cinara cedri is the source of this 9497-nucleotide messenger RNA. The record is from the annotation of a GenBank genome assembly. NCBI's taxonomy places the organism in Eukaryota, Metazoa, Arthropoda, Insecta, Hemiptera, Aphididae.
AUGUCAUUUUUCAGUAUAACUAAGUAAGUAUUGCAUUGUUCUAAAACUUACGUUUAGUACUAUAGGUAAACAAGUGAAUAAACAUUAAAGAGUAAAGCUGUUUUCUAUAUUUAAUAGUUUCUUUAAACAUGCAUGUUAAACCAUAAUGACUGCCCUUAGUUUAUUUAAACGUUAUAUCUAUUAAUUAUUUUUUUAGAAAUUAUUUAAUUAGUGACUAAUAUACAUAAUAUAGUUGUAUAUUAUAGUUAGGAUUAGAAAAUUAAUUUAAAUCAAUAAUCUAUCUACUAAACAUUUUUAAUUGGCAUUCCUUUUAUAAACUAUAAGAGGUUAAUCAAGGUCUGUCAAUAAAUUUAGAAAUUAUUUAAAUUGAGGAUCUAUCCUUAUAUACAUCCUUACUACAUGAUACUUGAGAAUAAUCUGUGAUGCUUACAGUUGUCUAAUGUGUAGCUAUAUAGCUGUGUAGCUGUAAAUAAGAAUAUGUGCAUUUAAUAUGUGUUAAAAAUUUAUCUAUUAUUAAAUAGUUAAUAGAAUUUAAAUUUUAUUAUUGUUUGUGUAUGGUUUUAAUAAAAACCAUAAAUUUCUUAACUUACUUAUUUUUCAGAACACGACUUAAUCAAGUAUGGCAUUCUUUCAAAAUUGCAUUUUUUAAUUUUGUAGUUAAUCAAAAUGUGUCCCUUGAACGUGCUUGUGAUUUAUUACUGGAGCCAUUAUUCAAAUUUGUUGACAAUUAUACGAUGAUUUUAGGUCGAGUAAGUGAAAUUAAUAUACAAGGUCUGUUUAAAAAGUUCCAGGACUAUUUGAAUGGCGCUCCAACAAAGCCCCCAAGAGCAGUAGGAUUGAUAUCACUGGCUUCUGUGCCUUCUCCUGAGUGCAUUUGUAUCUGUAGAUUCUCUUUAACUUAAUUUGCUUUGAUGUGAAUGAUAUUUUUUUAAAUUACUUGACCAGUUUUUCGAGGGGGGGGGGGGGGGGGGUUGAAGAUUUUUCUUUCAUUUUUAUGAUAACAUUAUACACAUAAUGAUUAUUAUUAAUAUGACAAAAUGUCAAAAAGUUUUGGUUUCACCAUACCAACAAUUUUCUGUUAAACCUGAACUUACAGUAGCCAACUUCUCCUCCCCCCCCAAAAAAAAAACGUCUCUUGGAUUCAUUACAAAAUCGCCAGGUACGAAAAAAACAAAUAUGGUUAUAGACAAUCUAUAAAACAGAUGUGCUCAGGAAAAGUCACAGAAGCCAGUGAUAUCAAUCCUACUACUCUUGAAUGCUCCAUUGGCAUGCAAUUCAAACAGUCCUGGAACUUUUUGAACAUACUUCUUAUUUAUAAAAUAAAAUUUAGUAAUUUAUUUUAAUUUCAGAUUAUGGUCAUCCUAGUGGUUAUAUUAACAACAUUUGUUGUAGCCAUAGCUUACUGGAUUGGUUUACCAUAUUGGUGGAAUAACAAUAAAUUGUUAACUGUUUUCUUAUUAAUAUUUGGAAAUUGGCUAUUAAUUAAUGUUAUAUUUAAUUAUUAUAUGGGAGUUACUACAUCACCUGGUUUUCCUACUUCAGUAUUUAUUUUUAUAAUUAUUCAAUAAUGUUUAAGUUUAUGAGAAAUAAUUGAUUUAAUUUAAUGAGUAUUAUUUGGAAUUUUUCAGAACUGCUUGAUAUUCAAUGACAUAGUAAUGUGUAAAAAGUGUGAUUCCCCGAAACCACCUCGUACACACCAUUGUUCAGUUUGCAACAAAUGUAUUAUCAAAAUGGAUCACCAUUGUCGUAUCCUUGAUAUAGAACCUCUCUAUUAUUAUUAAUUUAAAAUAAUGAAAACUAAUAUGGUUUUUAAAUUAACAGAAAAUAUGCAUCUUCUUAUUCGCCUUCAACUAUUUGGAGAUUGCAACCCUCGUCCAAAACUUCUACUUGAACCGAUCACCUACUUCACGUAUACUGGCUACCCUCAUACCAUUCUCAAUUAUAUCCAACCUUCUUUUUUCGGUCUUCUCACUUUCUUUCCUCCAAUGAUUAUUUAUUUUCAUUAAAAUUAUUAUUGCUUUUGAUUUCUCUCUCCAUAUAACAUGCCUAAAUAAUCUAGGUACAUUUUCUCUCAUUUUAUCAGUUGUCUACUAUUGAAACCAUGCCUAAGCUACCUCUUAUGUACUCUCAUUCUAUCUUCUCUUAUCACUCCACUCAACCAUCAACACAUUAUUUUCUGUACAUUCAUUCUCUGUUCUAUUUUUCUAUCUACUGCCCAACACUCUGAUUCAUACAAUAUAGUCACCAUACUUAGUUUCUCCAUGAUUUUGUAAAACUUGCAUUAAAGUUUCAUUGUAAUUCUCUUGUCAAAUAAAACAUUUGAUACUUCUCUCCACUUUUUUCAAUCACACUUAAUCCUAUGUUACACAUCCUCAUGGAAGUCACCAUUCUUUUGUACAAAAGAUCCUAUGGUAUCUAAAAAACUCAGCUAUUAUGUCACUGCUUAAAGUCGUUAGUUGUCUUGUUCUAUUCCUCCAAACUCAUACCCUAUAUAUACUUCAAGUGCUACUCUCCAUUUCUCAAGCCUAUUGUUAACCUUCUUCCAGAUUUCCUCCUAUCAAAACUAUAUCAUCUACAAACAUCAUGCACCAAGGUACUUCUUCUCACCUGUUGUUCCUGAUCACUUCCAAAAUGGGACAAUCUGGCAAAGUCUUGUUUAGAACUCCUUAUACUAUUUAACAGAAUUUCACACGAGAUAUUAAUCUGACACAUUCCCUUUUGUCAUCUCUUACUAUAGUUAGUUGUAAUAUGGGAUUAUUCUCAUUUUCUUUCACAGUAAUGAUUUCAUAAUUUACUUUCAAAAUCAUCAAUGCUCCAGUACAAUACCAUUUCUCAAUGAAAUCUUGUUGGUAUCUUAUGAUAAGAUCAUUGAAGUUUCUCUAAUUUUAGUUCUACCCCUAGUUUCACAUGUGACAAGAUCUGUAAAGUUGAAUGACACUGUGAGACAUGCUCAUAAUAUAUUUGUAUGAUUGUAUGGUGAAAAUACUGUUUCUGUUGAAUAUAUAGCCUAUAUAUAACAAGUAAAUAUAGGUUAAGUUAUGUUAGAUUGUAGGCAUAUAAGAAAGUAUAAUAUAAAAUUAUCCAAAUUCCUUGUAAAUAUUUACUCUAGAGUUUCAUUUAGAGGAAUUUAACAUUACUAUAAAUUGUAUAGGUAUUACUUAUGCAUAAUAAUUAAUAUUUAAAAUAUUAUUUCAAAGUUUUUUCUUAAUUAUUUGUCAAAGCUUGGUUAAAUAAUUGCAUUGGAUUUUAUAAUCAUCGUUAUUUUUUUCUCUAUAUGGUCUACACAACAUUAGGAUCAUUAUUUUUAAUUACUUUUGGUGCUGACAUUUUGUUUAAAGAAGUAUUGUAUAGAGAAGAAGAUCCAGAAGGGUAUCCUGUAAAAAUUAAUACUUCUUUGCCGAAAGUAUGUACAUAUUUUUUAAUAUUAAAAUAUAUGUACUAUAAAUUAAAUAUUUUCUAUUCAGACAGAUUGGAUUCUGACAUUUCAAGAUGAUUAUGACAAUAAUAUUUUAAAACAUGAUCGUAUUGCAGAAUGGAGAUUUUGGUGCAUUGUGGUCAUUACUUUAAUCACAAGUGGUAAUUUUAAAUUUUUUUAUUGAUAUUUUUCUAUUCUAUAAUAAUAUAUCACAUCAGUAAUCUAGUUAAAAGUUAAAUUAAAUAAUUUCAGGAGUAUUUAUAGCAUUAGCUUUUUUAACUAUAUGGCAUGGUCUAUUAAUAAGUUGUGGUGAAACAAGUAUUGAAGGACACAUAAAUAAAUUUGAAACUGAAAAAUUAUCUGCAAUAAACUUUAAAUAUGUUAAUGUUUAUGAUUAUGGUAUAAAAAUCAAUUGGAUUCUUUUUCUAGGACUUCAUAGUGGGAGGUAAGCUAACAUUUUUAAUUCAUUAAAAUAUGUAUUUAAUUUAUAAGAAUGACUAAACUAUAAUAUAACAUAUACCAAACUGCAGUAAAAUAAUAAUUUAUUAAUUAUUAUUAAUAAUUAAAUGAGCAAGUAAUUCUUCACACAAAUGACUGAAAACUGAAAAAAUUCACUUAUAAAUAUAUGUAUCCACGAAAUCCAUUGUUAUUUUUUAAAAUAUCAACCCAUAUCACCGAUUUCUGACCCAAUGACUGACUGACUGAUUUUUAUGGAAUUUUAAUUUUAGAUCUAUGGAGCAAAACAAAAUUUACAAGGUCUUUGAUAUGCCAGGCUGACUUUGAAUGAUGAUUAUUUUUUUUGUUCGAUCUGUUACACAUGAAACAAUUAGAAUAAUUUAUGAAUUAUUAUUUUAUUAUAACAAUUCUUUAUUAACAUGUUUUGAAAAACAGAUUGCAGAAUCUUCUAAAUGGAGAUACUCAUAGAAUAACAUGAUUAAAUUUAAUUAAUUUAUAAUAUAUGCAGGAUACAACAUCAUUACCUUUAUAGUAUUUUCUUAGGAUUGGAUAACAAUUCAGAGAUCACAGGAUUUUUGUGGCUGACUAAGUAACUAUUAGUUGUUAAAUCAUAUUUGAAAUUAAUUUUGGCAAUUUCAAUAAUGAAUAACACUUUAAAAUGUGCAUGAAGAGUGUGGUUGAAUAUUUAGAAAGCUUUGGAAAUGAAAAGAGGAUCUAAAUAAAAAUGUGGCUGUCAACUAAAUAAUAUAUCUAUUGAUAAAAAUUAACUAUAAGUUAAGUAUAGCCUCGAUUUUCUUUAUAACCAUUGAGUGUUAUUCACUUAUAGUUAGUCGAGGUAGGUUAGCUGGUAGGGUGCUAUGAGCAUUUGAAGUGGUUAAAAAUACAGCUGUAUAUUUUGAACCUGUCUUUAUUUUUAGGUUCUGAGUAGUGCAAGAAGUGUAUUGGUUUUAAAAUGAUCUACAUUAUUAUUAUUUUUUUUUGUGUACAACUUUUCUAACAGCUCCAAUCUAACCUUUUGCUCCAAUUUACAAUGAUAGCACUUUUUCUAAAAAGAAAUCAGACUGGGGAGGAACUUUAGGGAUGUCAUUUUUUAAUUUUCCAGGGGUUUUCAUAAUAAAUGGAAAAAACAGAUAAAACAGGAAAAUGUAUGAAAUUUAGUAUUUUCUAAUCAGAAAUAUUACUGUCUUUUAAAAUAUACAUAACCAAAUUCUGCUCAGAAUCGUUUUUUAUUACUAAAAAUUAAUUGUUCCGUACAGAUAUACAUUAAAUUCUCCUCCAUAUUCUACUUUCUCACCUAUAGCAAUGACCCACCCAUGGUGCGAAGUAUGUCUUUAGUUUAUUUUUAUUAUUAUAUAUUAUAUACUAGCAAACCUAUGUGGGAUCUAAAUUAGUAAAUAUUUUCUGUAUGUUACGUAAUUUAUACUUUUAAAAUUUGUUAUACUUUAUAUUUAACACGUUGACUUCCAUGCCUAUUUCAGUGUAUUAUCUACUGAGGCCACAAUAUUUUUUUAAAACUUUUAACUUAUUUCUUUCAUGAUUAUUAGUCAUAAAUCUAUCUUAAAACCAUUUAUGUGUUAAUUCACUUGUAGAAUGUGAGGGGUCAUAAUGUCCCUCAGUAGCGUAAAAUAUGUGAAUCACAUAUUUCUUGCUUAUGAGGGGUGUUUUGACACCUCAACUAAAUUAAAGAUAUAAAUCAUGAAAAUCUGUAUUUCAGUAGUAAAGUUAAAAAUAUUUAAAUCUAUUCAUAAAAAAAUAAAUGAUAUGAGUAAAAUAAUUUUAUCUAUAAUGAAAUAUAAAAUAAAUAUCUGCAUUUUAAUUAGUAAGACAUGUUGUAAUAUAACAUAAUAUUUUAACAUAACAUAACAUUUUUAAUAAUUCAAUUUUUAUCUCAAUCAAUAACAAAAGAAAUUUAAAAACUUAACAACUUUGGCAAUUUAACAAUUUACCUUCAUGAAAAAAUUAAACAUAACUAAUAUCUUUUAGUUAAACUAUAAAAAAAUAAUAAUAAAAUAUGAUAGGUAAUGAUAAUACAUAAUAAUAGUUGUAAUAUAAAAAGGAAAUAUUUAUAUUUUAUUUUUAAGUCUAACUGAAUGAGAAUUUAAAAAAGCAUGCCAUACAUGUAAGAACUUUAUUAAUUGUACACAUUCUAAUGACUUUGACGUAUUUAUUUUGAGAUUUUUUUCUGCCAUACUCUGACUCAAUUUUUUUGUAACAAUUGACACAUUUUUUAUGUGGAGAAUUUAUUUUUUCUAAAAUAUGAUUGUUUGAAAUUUGUAGUGCUGGAGAUUCAGGUUUUUUAAUUAAAUGAAGUAUUAUUUGUUCCUUGAAUUUUGUAAUUUAAAUUUUUUUAUUAUUGAUUGCACAAAAUAGUGAUAAGAUAUUAGUCAGACAAGUACCAAGCAAAAUAUCAAAAGCAACUUUGUGGUACCAUUUCUUACUUCUUCUCAAAGGUGUGGAAUAUGUUGUCAUUUGGUCACUUCUGUCAAUAAAACUCUUCCCCUGAUUAUAUUCAAUGACCAUGUCAGGUUUAUUAAUGGUUUGAUUUCUUUUGGUUAUUGCUGUAGUUGUAUCAACAUGUUUUGUAUUCAACAUUAGGAGAUCCCUUUUGUCUUUCCAUUUGAGCACAACUACAUUAGUAUUACUUUGUUGUGCAAUAAUUUAACAUUUUUAAUUUUUUUUGUUUGUGAUAUCUUUUGGAUUUCCUUUUCUGUUUGCACGUAAAGUACCUACAAUAUGAGUUUGUUGCUCAUUUAAUUUGUGAGCUAAGGUACAAUUGUGUACCAAUUAUCUACAAAUAGAAUUCGUCUAAAAUUUAAAUAUGGUUUCAUGAGUUCUAACACAACUUUAGUUGAUACUGUAUUUUCUGCUACCAUUUCUUUACCAGCGUAAAUUUUGUAUUGACAAGUAUAAUCACCUGCACACAAUUUAAAUAUUUUGAUCCCAUACCUAUGUCAUUUAUUUUUCAAAUAUUGGCAAAAUUUAAUAAUAUUUAAAUGCUAAAUGGAGCAUUUUGUUCUGUAGAUAACAGAGAAUCUGUAGUGCGUUAUUUUUAUGGUUACUGAAGGGCUAUUUGAUCCCACGAGUCGACAAAGACAACAUAGCCUUGAGGGACAAAUUGACCCCUCAUGGCCCACUUAAAAAUUCUACUGAGGGACAAAAAUGACUCUCAUGGCAGUCAACGUGUUAAAAAAACAGACAUAAUUCGCAUGAAAAGUGAGCCACUGUUAUAGGUGAGAAGUUAGGAAGGUAGGAUAUAAAGAUGAAUUUAAUUUAUAUCUGUACGCAAUGAUUAACUAUUGAUAACAAAAAGUUCAUUUACACAUAUUUUAAAAUAUCGUAAUAUUCAUGAUUUUCUUCAAAAUUCUUAUAAAAAAAAUUCUACAUUACACUCAUUUUAUUUUAGUUUUUUACCACAAAAUAUGACCCAUACUGAACUUCCUGUUUAAUUUUGAAGCGUUUCUGUUUGAUCUAACAAUAAAAAUUACGCAAAAAAACUCGCAAAAUUAUGUAAAUUAAAUAAAUAAAAUGCCUAUAAAUAGCUCAUAAGUGGCUGAAAUAUUUUGAAAAGUUCACCACGUCUAGAAAAGACAAAUAUAAAUUUUUUGUUCAAACUCCAAGUCUAUUAAUAUUUUUAACUGAAUCACAAUAAAAAAAAAAUUUAAAAUAAUAUAUUUCCAUUUUUUUCUGGUUUUUCCCAAUUAUGGAAACCGUUUGGAGAAUCAAAAAAUUACCUCCCUAGAGUACCAUCUAAAUAAAAUGUUCUUACAUAAAAGAUACUACGCUUAAAUAUUUUAUUGCAAGAUUUCUAAUAGGAAAAAUGAUACUUGCAGACCUUAUUAGACUUUUAUAUACAAUAUGAUUUUAUUCUUAAUUAAAUUAUUUUAGAAGUUGGAGACAUAUUUUAUUACCAUCAACACAUAAACCUAUAGGAAAUGGAUUUAUAUGGCCAACCAAAAAUGAUAUAAUUGAAGUGUUCUAUUAUAAACCAUUGAAAACAUUAUGUAAGUAUUCUAUAGAUAUAAAAAUAGUGUACUCAAAUAUAUUAAUAUUAUAGUUAUUAUUAAUGAUUCAUCAACUAAAUAACAAUAUUAUUAAUUUAAAAACUGUGAUUUCAGUAUUGAACAUAACACAUUUUAUUAUAAUUUAAAUCUCAUGGUGAUAUCAUAAAUUAGUAUUAUCAACAUAAUUAAAUGUAAAUAUUUUAUACAAUAAACACAAUAAUUUAUGUCAUGCACUUAAUUAAAGAUAUAGACAACAUAAAUAAAUAGAUAAUUUAAAUUAAAUUAACAAAACUGUGUACCUAAAAGUAAAAAGUUUUAAUUUUUCUACUGUCAGGGUAGGCCAUUUUCUGCCUGUACUAUCCCAUGUGUACAGUUAUGUUCAAUACUUUUAAAGUAUAGAUAUUUUCAAAUUUAUCUUUGAAAAAAAUUGAUUAUUGAUUACAUUUUUAGAUUUUGAGCUUAGCAAUGAUUGUAUUGGUUUUAAAGUAUGACAUGUGCUUUUGUUUUGCCUGUAAACAACUUUUCUACCAGAAAUCUAAAUCCGAUCAUAAACUUUAGUGGUAGUUUCUGGUAGGUAGCCAUUUUCUCUAGUUUAUAUAUUGUGGAGGUUAUUUUUUGAUUUUGUUUGCAGUUUUCUUAUUAAUUGAAACUGAAUAAUAAUUGAAAAAUAUUAAAUUAUAUACCUAAUCUAUAUUUAUGAUUUAUAUUCACAUAACACCCAUUAACCACGUUUAUCCCCUCCUCACCCCUAGUUUACGUUUAACUACUUAUUUUUUUCAUGUAAAAAAAAAUAUAUUAUAGCCUUCUAGUAACGUUAAAAAAUUUAACAAAAAAUUAUUAUCAAAAUAGAUGAAGUAGUUUACAAGAUUUUUGUUAACACACAGUAGGAUCGGAAGUUGGAAAUUCAAAUCUUCUAAAGAAACAUCCUCAAGAAUAAUUUAAUUUAUAUAUACACAUUUUAACUAAGUUACUUACUUGUUUGAAUUUGGUUAAUUAAAACCUUCUAUUUUAUGUGAAGUGAAAACAUGAAAUCUAAACAUAAAAAUGGUUGGGGAAGAUGUAAGUUGAAACCACAAAAAGCACAUUCUUGUUACUUACACCAUGCAUGUACACAAUUUUAUUCUUCUGGCUUUAUUUCAGAGGUCUGUAAGAGUUUACAAAGCUAAAAAAAACAUCCUCCUGCAGUUCUUUUGAUUCAGAUUGGUUCAAAAUUGUUCAAGUGUACCGGAAAAAAGAUACAUAUAUACAAGCUAUCCCACAAAGAUAUACCCUCUGAAUAUCUCCGGAAUUAUAAAAAUAAUUAAAUUCUGAUUUUUUUAUAUUACUAACAGGUAUGAUGGCUACAAAUAUUUAUUUUAUAAUUUUCAGAAAAUUUUAAGAUAGCCGUUCUGUAGAGUUUAUUUUUCUAAAAGUUUUGAUGUGUCACACAUUUAUACUUCAUGCUAUAACAUCGGUUUUCACACAGAUUAGCAGAAUUUAAAACAGCUGUUACUUAAAACUAUUCUUUGGAUAUAUAUGUGUGGUACAUUAAAAUUUUCCAAAAAUAAUGAAAUAAAGUUAUUUUUUUAAUUUUUUUUUUAGUAAAAAAAAUUAAAAAUAAAUCUCAAACCUUGGAAGUAAUUUAA